Molecule: messenger RNA, 751 nt
Organism: Carica papaya (papaya)
Lineage: Eukaryota; Viridiplantae; Streptophyta; Magnoliopsida; Brassicales; Caricaceae
Product: pathogenesis-related protein PR-4-like
Biological process (GO): defense response to bacterium; defense response to fungus
Molecular function (GO): chitin binding; RNA nuclease activity
Source: RefSeq, a predicted model, not a curated record
AUGGUAAAUCUCCCAAGAACACAAAAAGAAAAUGGGAAGUAGAGCAUUUGCAUUCACGAUUGUGUUGGUGGGACUUUUACUUGGUGCUGCCACGGCCCAGAAUUGCGGCCGGCAAGCCGGUGGUCGAACUUGUGCUAACAAUUUGUGUUGCAGCCAAUUUGGUUUCUGUGGCACUACCGACGAUCAUUGCUCUCCGGCUAAAAAUUGUCAAAGUAAUUGUAGAGGCAGCAGCGACACUGGUGGAGGAACUGCCACUAAUGUUAGAGCGACGUUUCAUUUCUAUAAUCCGGAGCAGAAUGGUUGGGAUUUGAGAGCCGUCAGCGCUUUUUGCUCGACAUGGGAUGCCGACAAGCCUCUAGCUUGGCGGAGGAGACACGGAUGGACUGCGUUUUGUGGACCUGUUGGCCCUCGCGGACAGCCUUCUUGUGGCCGGUGCUUGAGGGUGACUAAUACGGAAACGGGAGCUCAGGCGACAGUGAGAAUUGUCGAUCAAUGUGCAAACGGAGGUUUAGAUUUGGACGCGGGAGUAUUCAGACAACUCGAUACGAAUGGACAAGGCAAUGCUCGUGGACAUCUCAUUGUGAACUACAGUUUUGUGAAUUGUGGUGAUUAAACAACAAGAUUUCACAUAUAUGGAGGUUGACAAUAGCAAAUAAUUAACUUUGAAGAAGGAAAAUAAGUGAUUUUAUGUAACUUAUAACACUGUAUGCAUACAGUAAAAAUAAAUAAAUACUGAAGCAUAAAUGCUAAA